AUGGGGGCUACUAACGGGACCCAAUUCCGCAUCGUGGACGCUGACGUGGAGCUACGGCGCGAGACGAGAGACUUUGCACGAUGGACUUUGGCGGAUGUGGAGCAGUUGCAUCGCCGCUUCAAGAAAACUUUCGGGUUUGCCGUCACCGCGAGUCAGUUUGAGAGCCUUUUACUACUGAAGUCACCCGAGAGUGUCGGGAUCGAAGAGGUUUUUGAGGUGCUGGACGCCAACCACGACGGACGCGUGGACGGGUUGGAACUGCUGGCGGCACUGGCCUGUGUCUGUCGUGCCACGUUUGAAGACAAAGCAAGAUUUGCUUUCGAUCUCUUUGAUUUCAACCACAAUGGGUCUUUAUCACUGGCAGAAUUGGCUCUUCUAAUGAAGUCUGUGUUAAUCGGCAUGGCGCUACUAACCGGCGGUGGUCCUGAAAGCUCAGCGUUGUCCUCUCUGCACUCUGCAUCAGACGCAAACAACUCUAUGGAGGCGAUGAUGCUCUGUCUUGGGCUAGCAGAAAACGCAUUUUCUCAUGUGGAUAAGACCACGACAGCACUCGUCUUCGAGGAUUUCAUCGCGUGGGCACGUCGCAACCGUGAAUUCAUGCUUCAAGUCGAGCGCUUCCGUCUUAUUGCUGAAAAGGCUGUGGGGUUCGAGGACGCUCUCUCACUGCCUGAUGGUAGUGAUGAUGACUCAGAUCUGGAUGUGGAGGAUUUAGGAAACUCCGAUAAGCGUCGAGAUCAAGCGGAAUUAGAUCUGGGUAUCAGUCGAAAAUGGGCUGAAGUUCCCCCACCGUGGAUGAUUGAGCCUAUCUCUCAACCACUACAGAAUACUGCGUCAGUCUGCAAGAAGAACGGUAUGCCUCCACCUGCGAACUUACAGUUAGAGCGGGUUUACGGAACCAGUGGAUCAUCAGCUCGAAACGCGUGUCGCCUGCUAGCUACGGGUGAAGCGGUUUAUUUCGUGGGGAGCUACGUUGUGUUAUACUCCUCCCAGCGUCACGAGCAGCGAUAUUAUCGUGGCCACAGACGUGCAAUUGGAUGUCUGGAUGUGAAUGCCAGUGGGGAGAUCGUGGCAACCGGCGAUGCCUGUUCGGAUAGCACCACAAGCACCAAAGCUGGAGCUGAAAUUCAUGUUUGGAACGCGAGAACGCUACAAUGUCUAGCUGUACUGCGCAACUUUCAUCCUGCUGGAGUCGCACACGUUAGCUUUCCUGCUGCUGCGUCGGCAGCUACAGCCACACUCCGACAAACCCAGGCGUUGUCGAUUGGCGACCGUAGCGGAGCCGUAACUUGA
Phytophthora nicotianae INRA-310 is the source of this 1290-nucleotide messenger RNA. RefSeq lists its product as hypothetical. Bases 1 to 1290 code for a protein of 429 amino acids. Lineage: Eukaryota; Oomycota; Peronosporomycetes; Peronosporales; Peronosporaceae. The record is from RefSeq and is a predicted model, not a curated record. Gene Ontology annotation, molecular function: microtubule binding; calcium ion binding. The transcript is spliced from 5 exons.